UCAAAUGUUCUAUAGCAAAUAAAAAUAUAAUAAAUAAGUUCAAAGAUGUCCAAGCUCAACGAUUUCAGGUCAGAUGUCAUGAUUCUAGACUGAGAAAACUGGUUUAAAGUCAACGCAGUUUAUACAGAGAAGGAACUGGAGAAGAUAGAUGAGACUACCAAAGAAGAGAAGGAAGAGGCUAUAAGAUCAAGCCAAGCAAUAAUAGAAGAGAUCCCUGCUGAUAUUGGUAGUGAGCCAAAUUACCUUCAUACCAGCCAAGAUGAUCCUUGCGAACCCGAUAAAGUCAUAAAUGACGCUAUGGAAUGUUUAAUCUCAGAAUGAAGCAUUGCAACAGAGAAAAAUAUUGAGAUCAUCCUUUAUUUCAGUUGAUCUUCCUACUUUUUGAGGAAAAUUCAAAGUAGGAUAGAAGAAAACCCCUCUGAAAUCUCCAAGAAUUUACCGGUUUCAUAUGGGGAUGCUUCAAAGACAAGUCUAAUAGCUCAUAAAGCCCUUCUAAAUGAGAAGGUCAAGAUUAUUACUUGAAUGCAAACUUUGAUGUUAAAAAUAGGAUUAAGUUUUUCUCAAAAUUUGAAGAUAAGAUUAUAUUCAGAUGACCGAUUCUUUUUCACAAAAGAAGUUAUAUCUUUAAUCAAAGAAGAAUCAGGAAGAUGAAAUAUUUCUCAAAAACCAUGCUUGAAAUUCACUGAAGAUCUUAAAAAUCUAAAACAAAGUGAAUCUUUGAAGAGUUAUAAUAAUGAUAAGUUGACUAUUGAUGAAGAGAAAAAGAGUUUUAUCUCCUCGAGCACUAAAGAUAGUGGUUGAAGCACUACGCCAACUAAAUCUAUAGAACUAGAAGCAAUCAGAAGCAAGAUUCAUAAUGUGAAAAAAUACAAAGAAUCUCUUAGAGAAUUACUGGAGAAAUUUCCAAAAUUUUUUAAGAAUCCUGACAAAAAUGAAGCCAUCAAGUACAUAAAUGCUUUAGAUAACUUAACCUCUCAGCAUCUGGAUAAGUUUGAAAAAGAUCAUAAAAUCAAGAUGGAGGAAAGUGAGAGAGAAUCCUAUUUUAUUUAUGUGAGAAACUACUUGUUUGAAAAAGGUAUUACUUCAGGUAAAAUUUUGAGGUUCUGGAUUGACACCAGCCUUGGUGAUUCUAAAGAGAAGAUGGCUGAAAGUAACAAUAUCACCUUCAACUUUAAAAAACUAGAUCAUAUAAUAGAAGGUCUUAAAGCUACUAAGAAAGUUUUCACUUUGAAAGGACAUAAGCUUCAAAAAUCAAUAGAUAUCUAUUCCUCCAUAUCUUACCCAAUCAUCAAGAAAAUCCUAACCAAUAAUUUAUCAAACCAAGACCACUCUAUGAAAACCCUGAAAAGCCUCAUUACUCGCAUCGGAGAUACUCUAAAGAACUUUUAUAACAGCAAUGAGAUCCGAAGCGACAAAAGAUCUCUAAUAAAAUCUGACCGUAUGAUAAAAUACAUCAUCGCUGAAGUACUUCGCCAAAGAGGAAUCUGGGAAACAGAGGAUAAGAAGUUUACUCUCAACUCUUUUAGGAUUGAAAACUUUCUAAAUGAGCUCACAAAGCAUGAAUAUUCAAAAAUAAUCAAAAUCCUCAACGAAGACAUCAAAAGCGCAAUAAGCUCUCCAUAAGAACCCCCGGCUUCACUAAAUCACAGUAUAAUCUCUAUAAGAAACGCUCUAUCAGAUUCC
Moneuplotes crassus is the source of this 1683-nucleotide messenger RNA. NCBI's taxonomy places the organism in Eukaryota, Ciliophora, Spirotrichea, Euplotida, Euplotidae. The record is from the annotation of a GenBank genome assembly.